Trichoderma asperellum CBS 433.97 is the source of this 1723-nucleotide messenger RNA. The record is from RefSeq and is a predicted model, not a curated record. Lineage: Eukaryota; Fungi; Ascomycota; Sordariomycetes; Hypocreales; Hypocreaceae.
UAAAACAGAAAAUCUAAAUUGAGUGUGUGUUUGGCAUAGCCUUGCUAUUUACUCCGUAUUUGUACUAUAUUUGAAAAGCUCCAGGACAGCGGGAGCCCAAGGCUGCAGAAGGCAAGGUUAUUUAUAGUGCCCCCACACACACCCGUGGCCUGCUAGCCUGGCCAGCCCCGGUUUGUUUCCGCACCUUUCAGCCUCAACCUUUGACAACCAAAGCUCUGCCUGGCCGUGACUAUGGCGCCCCAACCAUGAGCCAUGAGCCACCGUCGCCAAAGAGGCGGCAUAUCCUUUCAUCCAUCAACCCGAGCAACUCGCCAGAGAAGCACCAAAGGGAGGACGCGCCAACAAGCCCUUCCGCAAAUGACGUCAAGCCAGCCGCAGGCAGUGAUGGCGAAGACGCAAACAUGGAUACGACGAGGCCGAGGCGAUCACGGCUGAGGCUGAAGGGCGAGAAGCGCCGUCACCGCUCUCGAAGCAAAGAAGAUGAAUCUGGCCACCGUCGACACCGUCACCGCAGCCAUCGCGAUCGCCAUAGCCGACGACGUCACCGCUCGCCCACGCCGCCUAAUCCCCAUGACCCUCCGCCGCUUGACACAGAGGCCGCUUUCCGCGAAUCGCUGUUUGACGCCAUGGCGGACGAUGAAGGCGCUGCCUAUUGGGAGGGCGUCUAUGGCCAGCCUAUUCAUGUCUAUUCGGACGAAAAAGUCGGGCCGGCAGGCGACCUUGAGAAAAUGACGGAUGAGGAAUACGCAGCGUAUGUUCGGCAGAAGAUGUGGGAGAAGACUAACGCCGGGCUGCUGGAGGAGAGGGCACGGCGCGAAGAAGAGCGCAAAAGGAAGAAGGAAGAGGACAGGCAAAAUCGCAAGCUGCGAGAAGAAAUGGAUCGAAGCCUGCGCCGAUCUGAAGAACGACGUCGGAGGCGGCGCUGGGCUGAUGGAUGGGAUACAUAUACGCGGGCUUGGUCGGCUUGGGACGGCACUCUGGACAAGAUUGCUUGGCCGGUCUUGGGUGGGCAGCGGAAGGACGUUAAUGAGGAGGCAGUUCGAGAUUUCCUCAUAUACGGCCUGAGCCUGGAGGAUAUUGGAGAGAAGGAGUUUGCUGCGAAGCUCAAAGAGGAGCGAGUGCGCUGGCACCCCGAUAAGAUACAGCAGAGGUUGGGUGGGCAGAGCGAUGGUGAUGUUAUCAAAGACGUGACGGCGAUUUUCCAAAUCGUGGAUAGGCUCUGGGGACAGACGACGAAGAAGUCUUGAUAAUUCCCGUUGUAGACUAUGGGCGUUGGGUCAUUUACUGAGCAAUAACGAAUGCUAGAUGCUCUCGUGUUCUCUCUCGUUUAGAGAGCGUGGCACAGAAUGGAGCAUUCAAAGGGAGAUUUAUUUUAUCCAAGGUAAAUCAAGACUUGAUUUGAAUUAAAUUCACAGACUGAUAUAGUCUUAGACUCGUUAUUUCAUAAUUAAAAGGCGCCCUUAACAAAGGCAUGUCACAAUACGCUCUCGUGAAUUAGGGGGGUAUUUUUGUCUUCCUCCUUUCCUUUACGGUGUUCCCUACACCAUGCACAUACAAAUGCGUAUAUCCAUCCAUUUCCCUCGGCCAAAAUCUGGCUCCAUAAAAGAACACGUACGGCGAGCAUUCACCAGCCUCGCUUACAUGUUAGCGAGGAUAGCAGCUCCUCCCAUCAGCGCACCCAUGGCCACGUAGCCGGUCUGAGCAGGGCCAGCAGCACCCUUUU